AUGUUGUUCAUGGAUAAAAGCCGACCAAAUAGGGAGCAUAAUCUGGUGGAAUGGGCACGGCCAUAUCUGGUAGAGAGAAGGAGGUUUUAUCGACUAAUAGAUCCCCGCCUUGAAGGUCGCUUUUCAAUCAAAGGUGCACAGAAGGCAGCUCAGUUGGCUGCCCAAUGUCUUAGCUGUGACCCAAAGGCCAGACCUCUUAUGAGUAAAGUUGUUGACACCCUGAAGCCUUUACCCGACCUCAAGGACGUGGCCUGCUUCACAUCCUACUUCCAGGCCCUGCAGGCUGAGCGUUCUGGUAGUAAUUCAAAUGCUAAAAAUAGCAGUAGAAUGCACACAGGAUUGCUCCCAAAGAAUGGACAACCAACCCGGAGCCUCUCCAUACCAAAUGGUCCAAAGGACUCUCCAUAUCACCAUAACCAUCUUCACAGGUCGCCUAAACCUUACGUUAGACAAUCAGAACUUUGA
Molecule: messenger RNA, 465 nt
Organism: Ilex paraguariensis (yerba mate)
Lineage: Eukaryota; Viridiplantae; Streptophyta; Magnoliopsida; Aquifoliales; Aquifoliaceae
Source: the annotation of a GenBank genome assembly